UGUCGUCAGGCUCCAACCUAGAAGUCAAUUUCCACAGUUUAUGUCUGAUUUGGGUACAGCGUUAUCCUGCUGCUCACUGCUGUUCAAUACGACCAGUAGAAUGGCGCCAAGCACCUGGUCCUGAGGAGAAUCUCAAGCGUCUUUUCAGAGAACUUUCCGAGAGUUACUUUACGCAGGGCAGAGUUCUCCUGAAAACAUUGAGUUUUCUUUUUAAAAAAAGAAAGGAUACUUUGCGCAGUCACCUCAACAAAACGGACUAUUUUAAGGUGACCGUGUCCGUCUGACAACAACAAUAAGUAUGGGAAGCCGGGGACAUUACCGGUACCACUGGCAGAGCCACAAUGUCAAGCAGAGCGGUGUGGAUGACAUGGUCCUGCUCACCAAAAUCAAUGAGGACGCCAUUGUGGAAAACCUCAAGAAGAGAUAUAUGGAUGACUAUAUCUUUACAUACAUUGGACCUGUGCUCAUCUCUGUUAACCCUUUUAAGCAGAUGCCUUACUUUGGAGACAAGGAGGUGGAAAUGUAUCAAGGAGCUGCUCAGUAUGAAAACCCUCCCCACAUCUACGCACUGGCAGACAACAUGUACAGAAACAUGAUGAUUGACUGUGAAAACCAGUGUGUGAUCAUCAGCGGCGAGAGCGGCGCGGGGAAAACGGUCGCAGCCAAGUACAUUAUGGGCUACAUCUCCAGAGUGUCGGGAGGCGGACCCAGGGUGCAGCAUGUCAAAGACAUCAUUCUGCAGUCCAACCCUCUUCUGGAAGCCUUUGGAAAUGCCAAGACACUGAGGAACAACAACUCCAGCCGAUUUGGGAAAUACUUUGAGAUCCAGUUCAGCUCUGGUGGUGAACCAGAUGGUGGGAAAAUCUCCAACUUCCUGCUGGAAAAAUCUCGUGUGGUGAUGAGGAAUGCAGGAGAGAGAAGCUUCCAUAUCUUCUACCAGUUGAUAGAGGGGGCCAGUGGUGAGCAAAGGAGCAGUUUGGGAAUCACCAGCCUGGAUUACUAUACUUACCUCAACCAGUCGGGAUCCUACAAAGUGGACGACAUCAAUGACAAGAGGGAUUUCCAGGAAACACUGCAUGCCAUGGAGGUCAUCGGCAUCUCAGGCAACGACCGCACCAUGGUGCUGCAGAUUGUGGCUGGCGUUCUUCACCUGGGCAACAUCAGCUUCCGAGAGGCGGGCAACUACGCGGCCGUGGAGAGCGAGGAGUUCCUGGCCUUUCCCGCCUUCCUUUUGGGCAUCGAUCAGGAGCGGCUGAAGGAGAAACUGACCAGCCGCAAGAUGGAUGGCCGGUGGGGGGGCAAGUCGGAAUCCAUAGAUGUGACCCUGAACGUGGAGCAGGCGUGUUUCACGCGCGACGCCCUCUCCAAAGCGUUGCACGCACGCGUCUUUGACUACCUGGUGGAGUCCAUCAAUAAAGCCGUGGUGAAGGACUAUCAGGAGCUGAAUAUUGGCGUGCUGGAUAUCUAUGGAUUUGAGAUUUUCCAGAAAAAUGGAUUUGAGCAGUUCUGCAUUAACUUUGUGAAUGAGAAGUUGCAGCAGAUCUUCAUUGAGCUGACCUUGAAAGCAGAACAGGAGGAGUAUGUGCAGGAAGGAAUCCGAUGGACUCCCAUUGACUACUUCAACAACAAGAUUGUCUGUGAUCUCAUUGAGAGUAAAGUGAACCCUCCAGGCAUCAUGAGCAUCCUGGAUGAUGUGUGCGCCACCAUGCACGCCAAGGGAGAGGGGGCGGACCAGACCAUGCUGCAGAAAUUGCGUAUGCAGAUCAACAACCACGAGCACUUCAACAGCUGGAACCAGGGCUUUAUCAUCCACCACUACGCUGGGAAGGUGUCCUAUGAUGCAGAGGGCUUCUGUGAGAGGAAUAGAGAUGUCCUCUUCACCGACUUGAUUGAGCUGAUGCAGAGCAGUGAAAUAGCUUUCAUCCGGGCGCUGUUCCCAGAAAACCUUAAUGCAGAGAAGAAAGGGCGACCCACCACGGCAGGCAGUAAAAUUAAGAAACAAGCCAAUGAUUUAGUGAGCACCCUCAUGAAGUGUACACCCCACUAUAUCCGCUGCAUCAAACCCAAUGAGACCAAGAAGCCCAAAGACUGGGAGGAGAGCAGAGUGAAGCAUCAGGUGGAAUAUCUUGGUCUGAAGGAGAAUAUCAGGGUGAGACGUGCUGGAUAUGCUUAUAGGAGAGUCUUCCACAAGUUCCUGAACAGAUACGCCAUCCUGACAAAGGAGUCGUGGCCGACAUGGCGUGGAGACGAGAAGCAAGGCGUGCUGCACCUCCUGCGCUCUGUCAACAUGGACCAGGAUCAGUACCAGCUGGGUCGCACCAAGCUCUUCAUCAAAGCGCCCGAGUCGCUCUUCCUGCUGGAGGAGACGAGGGACCGUAAGUUUGACGGCUACGCCCGCACCAUCCAGCGAGCCUGGCGACAGCAUGUUGCCCGCAAGAAAUAUGUGCAGAUGAGAGAAGAGGCUUCAGACCUGCUGAUGAACAGGAAGGAGCGAAGGAGGCACAGCCUGAACAGAAACUUUGUGGGCGAUUACAUCGGCAUGGACGACAGACCAGAGCUCAGGCAAUUCCUGGGCAAAAGGGAGAAGAUCGACUUUGCGGACAAAGUCACCAAAUACGACCGACGCUUCAAGGGCGUGAAGAGGGACCUGAUCUUGAGUCCCAGGAGUGUGUAUCUGAUUGGGAGGGAGAAGGUGAAGCAGGGGCCGGAGAAGGGCCAGAUCAAGGAGGUACUGAAGCGCAAGAUCGACAUGGACAAGAUCAUGGCUGUUUCGCUUAGCACUCUUCAGGAUGACUUUCUCAUCCUGCAUGAGCAUGAAUAUGACAGUUUGCUCGAGUGUGUGUUCAAGACAGAGUUUCUUAGUCUACUGGCACGCAGGUUCGAGGAGAAGACCCAGAAGAAGCUGCCCAUCAAAUUUGGCAACACGUUGGAGAUGAAGCUGAAGAAGGAGAGCUGGGGUCCCUGGAGCGCUGCAGGCUCCCGUCAGGUGCAGUUUAUUCAGGGUCAGGGCAACUCUGCCGUGCUCAAGCCCUCCAACAAGACGCUGCAGGUCAGCAUCGGACCGGGCCUGCCCAAGAACUCCCGUCCCACCAAGAAAGGCCCCAGUCAGAACCGCUCUACUGUGUCCAGACCACACCAUCACAUCCCCACACGGGUCGCACCUGAACCUCCAGUCGCUCAACAAAAUGGCGAACUGAAACACGCCCAUCAUGCUCUCAGUCAAAGGAACCUACAGCAACAGAACAGUCAGCGAGCAGCAUCUGGCAACCAAGCCCGCCCCUUCCUGCCUGUCUCAGCCAAUCAGCUGAAGAGCAGAGGCAGCAGGCAGGUAGCCCAGCAGCCCAACCUGGACUGCCUCAGAGUGCCUGACCAGGGAGCUGCAGGAAACCGACGGCCAACUGCAAACGGAGAAAUGGCCCACAGGAAGUCCACCAACAGGCCUCCACCGGGGGGCGGCAGGCCCAAGCCCGCUCCCAAGCCCAAGCCCAACAUGCCCCAGUGCAAAGCCCUGUACGCCUACGACGCCCAGGACACGGAUGAGCUCAGCUUCAACGCUGACGACAUCAUUGAAAUAAUCGCGGAAGACGCGUCUGGCUGGUGGACAGGGAGACUGAGAGGCAAACAGGGACUCUUCCCCAACAACUACGUCACCAAGAUCUAGCUUCACCCGCCACGGCCGAGGAGCCGGCCAGGGAAUUGCGCGUACCUCAGAGGAGUCCUAGGGUGGCAGCAGCGGGCGAGCCAGAGCUGGCAGAGGGGAGAGCCGCACGUCUUGCAAUAACUACACUCUGCUUAGGAACAGCGGGCCUGUCUGCAGUGGAGUCCUGCACUUUUAGAAAGCACAGGAUGCCAGCCAGCAGACUUCUCUCCAGGGCUUAACGAUAUACAGUCCCUGUGAGCACUGAUCAACACUAUUUAUUGUAUUUAUAGCUUCCAAUGUUAUUUCUUUUUGCUUUUUUUUUUUUGGUUGGCCAUUAAUAUUAGUGAUACUUAAAUAAUUCAAAGACAUGAAGCAUCCAUUGUAUGUAGGAUCUGAAAUUUGUUUGCGUUUGAACAGAGAGGAUUUUUAUGUAAAUGAAGGUGCUUUUCUAUAGAUUCACCUGCUGUUUUGUGGUUUAUAAUCUCUUGUAGCUUUAUCUUCAAGUCUGAGGUUUUAGUAGGGAGUAUGUUGCUGCUUCUACCCAGUUUUCUCUUUAUUCCUGCCUUUGGGGAAAAAACUAGUUUUUUAUGCAUUCAUUAUUAGAAGUAAAUGAAGGCACAGGGAGCACAUCCAUUACUGCAGAAUCAUGCAAUGUGCUGUGUGCAUUGCAUGGGUCUUAGAAGCACUUUACCACACUUUGUACUGGUCAGCUGGACCAGGAUGGGGAUGGAGAUAUAUAAAGGUUUGCCAAAGAUGUGCCAUGACCAUUAUAAGGAAUUGUUUCUGAAAUAGAUCUGUUUACAUAAAUAUCCAGGCAUUUUUCAUCCAUGUAUCUAGGAUAUCUUGUAUACUACUACUUUGCUAAUAAUAGAAUGGACACACUGAGCUUUAGUCUUGUUUUCUUAAAUUGUCUGUUCCAUCAGUGCACAGUUGCAGUGGGCUAACUGGUUGUGCCUAGAUGUAAACUAGACCCAGAAAACCCCCAUGAUGCAUAAAAGACUUGUAAGCAACUGA
Electrophorus electricus (electric eel) is the source of this 4654-nucleotide messenger RNA. It is a transcript of the gene myo1ea, whose product is annotated as myosin IEa. NCBI's taxonomy places the organism in Eukaryota, Metazoa, Chordata, Actinopteri, Gymnotiformes, Gymnotidae. Gene Ontology annotation, molecular function: actin filament binding; microfilament motor activity; ATP binding. Gene Ontology annotation, cellular component: cytoplasm; microvillus; myosin complex. Gene Ontology annotation, biological process: actin filament organization; glomerulus development; endocytosis. The record is from RefSeq and is a predicted model, not a curated record.